Phialemonium atrogriseum is the source of this 978-nucleotide messenger RNA. RefSeq lists its product as uncharacterized. The record is from RefSeq and is a predicted model, not a curated record. The transcript has 3 exons. NCBI's taxonomy places the organism in Eukaryota, Fungi, Ascomycota, Sordariomycetes, Cephalothecales, Cephalothecaceae. Bases 153 to 842 code for a protein of 229 amino acids.
GUCGGAUUUCCGCACAGGCACGAACCCAUUGCGUGAUACUCAUUGCAUGCAUUUCUGAUCAGGUAUAAUUAUAGCAAGGGCACAAGAGACAUCUUGCUCUAAUUACAGGCACUGUUCUUCAUUUCUACCAAAUCUACCUCGGAAUCAAAAUCAUGCCUGGCACAUCUCCAGUCGUCCUCAUACUCGGCGCGGGGUCCAACAUUGGCCAUCAUGUAGCUCGAGCAUUUGCUUCAAAGGGUUACAGGGUUGCCCUGGCAGCCAGGAGUCUCAAGCACACGGACAACACUGCUGACCAAGUCAACAUCCCGGGUGACUUGUCAGAUCCAAACGCUGUUGUCAGCGCAUUUUCCAAAGUCAAAUCGCUGCUAGGUGUCCCGCCAAGUGUUGUCGUUUACAAUGCUGCCGCACUAACCCCGAAUGCCCCAAAUGACCCGCUCUCGCUCCCUCUGGCAGACUUCACUCGGGAUCUGAACGUCAACACUGUCAGCGCCUUUGUUGCAGCACAGCAAGCAGCACUCGGCUUCGAACAGCUCCCCGACUCUGCAUCUAGGACAUUCAUCUAUACCGGAAAUAUACUGAAUACCACUACCAUGGCGCCGCUUCUGGACUUGGGUGUCGGCAAGUCGGCCACCGCGCACAUCAUCCAGUCUGCUGCGGCAGCAUACAAAGACCGAGGAUUCAAGUUCUAUUAUGGCGACGAGCGGAAGGCUGAUGGGUCGUCGGCUGGGACUGGCAUCGACGGAGAAGCGCACGCAAAAUUCUAUGUAGAACUCGCUGAGGGGAAAUCACAGGGGCCUUGGUCGCAGACAUUUGUCAAAGGUGUGGGAUACAAGCCCUUCUAGUUGCCGCGUGCGACGGAUGGAGCGGUUGUGUUGAGAGUCUGUCACCACGCGCUCGGCGGCGUGGAGAGAGGGUUACGAGAGGAUGGCAAGGCGUUGACGGGGCUCUAAGUCACCGCAGCUGUGCAGAUACAUAUUG